Messenger RNA from Chrysochloris asiatica (Cape golden mole), 354 nucleotides. Its product is annotated as serine/arginine-rich splicing factor 3-like. Lineage: Eukaryota; Metazoa; Chordata; Mammalia; Afrosoricida; Chrysochloridae. The transcript is spliced from 2 exons. The record is from RefSeq and is a predicted model, not a curated record. The annotation marks the transcript as partial. Gene Ontology annotation, molecular function: RNA binding. Gene Ontology annotation, biological process: mRNA splicing, via spliceosome. Gene Ontology annotation, cellular component: nuclear speck.
AUGCAUCAUGAUUCCUGUCCUUUAGACUGCAAGGUUUAUGUAGGCAAUCUUGGAAACAAUGGCAACAAGACUGAAUUGGAACCGGCUUUUGGAUAUUAUGGACUCCUCCGAAGUGUGUGGGUUGCUAGAAACCCUCCCGGCUUUGCUUUUGUUGAAUUUGAAGAUCCUUGGGAUGCAGCCGAUGCUGUUCAAGAGCUAGAUGGAAGAACAUUGUGUGGCUGCCGUGUAAGAGUGGAAUUGUCAAAUGGUGAAAAAAGAAGCCGGAAUCGUGGUCUACCUCCCUCUUGGGGACGCCGCCCUCGGGAUGAUUAUCGUAGAAGUCCUCCACCUCGUCGCAGAACUUCAAUCUUAUCU